This is a messenger RNA of Daphnia magna, 5814 nucleotides long. Its product is annotated as circadian locomoter output cycles protein kaput. The transcript has 15 exons. The coding region runs from base 1281 to 4844 and encodes 1187 amino acids. Gene Ontology annotation, molecular function: transcription cis-regulatory region binding; nuclear receptor activity; protein dimerization activity. The record is from RefSeq and is a predicted model, not a curated record. Gene Ontology annotation, cellular component: nucleus; aryl hydrocarbon receptor complex. Lineage: Eukaryota; Metazoa; Arthropoda; Branchiopoda; Diplostraca; Daphniidae. Gene Ontology annotation, biological process: regulation of transcription by RNA polymerase II.
AAUUACGACCGCAAAAUAUCUAUUUACCCUUAGGCUGAUCGUACGCCCUCUAUUAUACAUAAUACACAUUUCCUUUUUUUUUAUCCCUUCACAGGAAUUGUAGCAGCUUAUGCAUUGCGUGAUUCAUUCAUUAGUGUGUGUUUUUUUUUUUACCUCGGCCCAUGCACACGAGCUUUAGACAUUGUGCUUUAAUAUCGAUAAUGACUAUCGAUUGAACUGCUAAUAUGGCCGCCGCUCAUCAGUGGGAUUUGUAUCUCGUUCUGUGUGGGGGUCUUCAGCAUCCUAUACAUUAUAGGCCAAUUGAUUCGAGUGGUUGUCUCGUUGCGCAUCACCAGUAAGCAGAAAGAUUCCGGAUGUUCAGUCUGGAACAUCAGUUAAGCAGAUGGACAGACCCUUUUUGCUUGAUGGCUGAAAAACCCAGCGGUCCGCAGCACGCAAUACACACGUGGUGGUGGGGGAAAGAAUAAAAGCCACGCCUACUCUCCCGCCCUCCAUCACUGUACAAGGUGCUCAACAAUCUCCGCCCAUGUCUCCGCCCCUUACGGACGAUGGUGGCCGAAAAUACGAUCGCCCAUUGGUCUCGAUCCAUGACAGGAGGAGGUGGCUUGAGGGAGGAGUCGCCUCGGGGAUUUGCCGAGGCUGACGAAAAAAAUUGAAAGAGAAACAACAAAAAGAAGGAAAGGAGAAAAAGAAGAAUAGGAAGGGAGGGAUCAUCAAUCAAGUGGACACCUGCAAUCAGAAUUUCAAGUGCAUCUGGAAAAGUGUAAGAAAAGGAUUCGUUCAGGUGCGAUUGAACGAGUGACUUUCGUUUCAACAAUAACUGGUUCACGAUGCAUCACAGCCGGUUAGAACCCAUCAAAAGGUGAAGACAAUCACUCGCUUUUGAUUAUCACGGAGCUUAAACUGAAGUGGCAACUGUGGAAAGUGUUUUCAUCUGUUACAUUUUUUUUUCUUCUUACGUUAUCGACAGAAAAUAAAAAAUGUAUUAAACAAAUACGAUUUUCAAACAUGUUGGGAUUCGGCUGAAAGGAAUUUUUGGUGUCUAAUCAGAAAAUAAAACACGAAAACCAGUUCUUCGUGUGUUCCGUGUCGUGCAGUGUUUUGUGUAAGUGUCAAAGUGUUUUGCUGUGUUCUGUGUGUGUGUGUAUCUGUGGAAUAUAUUUCGAUUCGGUUUACACCAGUCCUUCCAGCACUUAUCCACCUGUGUGUAAUCAACAAAAUAAAAGUGUCUCUGAGUGUCUUUUGUGAUUUUAUUACCCGCGUUAGUUGAUAUUCGAAAAAUGAAUCAACUGGGCACCGUGUACGCCACCAAGCGUCGGCGUCGCAACGGCAAAAGUUUGAAACCGUCACCGAAGGAGAGCUCAGGUAAGAGCAAUCCGAGUAAACGGCAUCGCGAGAGACUGAAUGCCGAGCUGGACACAUUGGCCAGUCUUUUGCCUUACGAGGCAUCCAUCCUCUCCAAACUGGACCGUCUCUCCAUCUUGAGGCUGUCCGUCAGCUACCUGCGCACCAAGAGCUAUUUUCAAGUCAGUUGCCAUAAGGGGAUCAAAGGUGAGCAGCAACAACAUCAACAGCACGGCGGAGGCCAUUUUUUGUUGCACGACAAUCAGUUUCGCAAUCGAGACGUGACCAUCUUCGACUCGCCGUCUCUCGAUGGCGAAAGCUUCCUCCAGGCUCUGAAUGGAUUCCUGUUGAUUUUGACGAGCGACGGCGAGGUCUUUUUCGCCACGCACACCAUCGAGAGUUACCUGGGAUUCCAUCAGUCGGACGUGGUGCAUCAGUCGGUUUACGAGCUGGUCCAUUCCGAAGAUCGUGAAGAGCUGCAACGUCAGUUGACGUGGAGUUCUCAACUGGCGGCCGAUUCCGGACUGACGCUGCUUGAUGCCCUCAGACCCGACAAUUCCAUGAUCCUCGAACGCUCCUUCACCGUCCGCUUCCGCUGCUUGCUGGACAACACGUCCGGAUUCCUGAGACUCGAUAUCAGGGGUCGUGUGAAGGUGUUGCACGGCCAGAACCGCAAGAUGGAAGAGCCUCCGCUGGCCUUGUUUGCCAUCUGCACUCCGUUCGGACCUCCGAGUCUACUCGAAUUGCCUCACAAGGAGAGCAUGUUUAAAAGCAAACAUCGGCUCGACCUCGCCCUCGUCUCCAUGGAUCAAAGGGGCAAAGCCCUUUUAGGUCACAGCGACGCCGAACUGUCGUCGUUGGGUGGCUACGAUCUGGUCCAUUUCGACGACUUGUCCUACGUUGCCAGCGCCCACCAAGAACUCCUGAAGACGGGCGCUUCGGGCUUGAUCGCCUAUCGUCUGCAAACGAAAGACGGGCAGUUCCAGUGGCUGCAGACGUCGUCACGGCUCGUCUACAAGAACAGCAAACCCGACUUUAUCAUCAGCACGCACCGGCCUCUCAUGGAGGAGGAAGGACGAGAUUUGAUGGGCAAACGCACGAUGGACUUCAAAGUCAGUUACCUGGACGCUGGAUUGACGAGCAAUUACUUCACGGAUCAGGAGGCUGGAUCGGCCAUUUCGGCCGUGUCGACGACGGUGGCGGCGGCGGUGACGACGACGACGUCGAUCACGACGGGCCAGACGGUUCUGCCGUCGCACGCGGCCGCAGCGACGGCCCACCCGCCUGGCACCCAGAAGAUCGGGCGCAAAUAUAAAAAUCAGCUGAGGGACUUCCUCAGCAAUUGCCGGACGAAACGGAAAAGUGGCAGCGUCGGUUGUGCGUCGACGGGCGGCGUCGUCGGCAACGGCCUGGCUACGCCGCCCGAACCCUCGCCCGUCCAUUACCUGUCGGCCAGCAGCAACAGCGUCGAGUUGGCUGGCGGCGCCGGAUGGACGACGGCCGUUGGCGGAGGCGGCGCGGGGUCGGCGGCCGCGUCUUCGGCCGCGGCCUCGGCUGCCGUGGCAGCCGCCGCGACGGCCUAUUCGCCGUCCGUCUACCCGGGAGCCUCGGUGGCGGCGGCGGCCGCAGCGGCCGCCACUGUCCCUUACCACGCGGACGCAACCAACAGCUUCUACCACAGCGCCAUGCACCACCACCACCACCACCAGCUGGCGGCCCAUCACCACCACGCUCACCACCAACCCAACGCGACGUUGCAAAAUCUGCAGAAUUUGCAUCAGAGCUUUUACGGCUCGCCGGCCGCGCUGGAUCACAAUCGGUUCGGCAUCGGCGUCGUACCGACGGUUGCGGCCGAGCACAAUCUCUUCCAUCACGGCCACGCGGCCUACGCUCGAGGGCUCGGUGUAGGAGCGGCCGGAUAUUAUGCGGCCGACUAUUCGCCCUACGUUCACGCGGCCGCGGCCGCCACCACCAACGGAUUCCUGACGGCCGGCUACGAUUCCACUAUCGGCGGUAUGAGCCAAUUGUACGGCGGUAGCAGCAACAGCAGCCCAGCUGGCGGAGGAGGUGGCGGCGGUAGUCCGUCUGCUGUCGAGAGCAAGUACGUCAGCAGUGCCAGUACGAGUACGACUGGCGGAGGUGUGUCGAGCUUGGGUCGUCUCACCAGUCUGCAUCAUCAUCAUCAUCUUAAUAACAAUAAUAAUCAUCAUCAUCAAGCUGGCGGAGGCGGUGGUGGAGGAGCAGGCCUAGGUCUGCUAUCAUCCGGCGAGACGGAGCCAUCGUCAGAGUCGUCGGGCACCAGCACCAGCAGCAUGGCCGGAGGUGAUAGUCCCUACAACAACGGCCAUCACAACACCAACAAUCACCCCCACCACCACCACCAUCAACAACAACAACAACAACAACAGAGGAAUAAUCUCGGGUCGGCUUCCAGGCCGAAUUCGCGCAAAGCGAUCGACCAACAACAACAACAACAACAGCAGCAGCAAAUGAUGCAACAACAACAGCUGUUGAAAUUGGACAAGUACGGCGGCGAUGGAAGAGACUCUAGCGGGGGGACGUCGUCGUCUGGAUCUUCGACGGCUAGCGGAGUUUAUCCAGGUGGGACGAGUAAUAGCAACGAUACCCGACAGACUGUGCUCAUGUGGGGAUCGUCGGGUCUAACGCCACUCGGUGCCAACAACAACAGCAACAGUUCGGCUGCCAACGACGACAGCGGCGGCGGUGGCAAUGGAGUUGUUGUCUCCAUGACGACCGCCGAUUUAAUAACAUCCACCACGGCUGCCGCUGUCGCCGCCGCUUAUGCCGCAGAUUGCGGCGUAUCGGAGACGGGCAUCGGCAAAACAAAGUACGGGACUCAUCACGGCUAUAACGGCCAUCACCAGCAGCAGCAACAGCAUAGCCAUCACGUCCAGCAGCAGCAGCAGCAACAACACGAUGGAGCUGUGAGCAAGGCCAGCAACGGUGUAGGCAACAACAGCAGCAGCAACAACAACCUGGAGAGCAACGGCGGCAGUUUGAACAGCGCCUGCAAGUGGGGACGGGUGGGUCCCCACUACCUUUACGGUGCGGCGGCCGCGGCCAGCGCUGCCGAAGUGGCCGGCAGUACCGAGGUAUCCUGGCCUCCGCACCAUCACCACCCCACAGCACCUCACCACCACCACCCACAUCAAUAUUAUCCUUACCCAUACCAUCACCAUGCGCACCACCACCACCACCAAUCACCGCACCACAGUGCCUCCUCCAUCAGCUGCACCUCGGCGGAGGACCCUGCUGCUGUCCUACACCAGUACACCAGCAGCAGCUCCAGCAUCAGCAAUCUUCAUCAUCUCCACUCCACGGCGUCCAUUGUUCCGGCGGCUCAGCAGCUGCAUCAGCAGCGCAGCAACACAAUUCCCGUAGCCAAUCACAGCAACAGCAGCAACAGCAGCACCUCGUCAUUUGCGGAUCCGAUCGCAAUAGCUCGGACCGCAGUCCUUUGUUGUCCUUCUCCGAGGUGACAAACACCUUACUCAACAAUCAACACGGAAUCGAUCCAUAAUGUUUAAUUCUUUAAUUUUAAAUCAAUAACGACUGUGGGAUUUAUUAUUAUUAUUUUUUAAAAAUAUGCUGUGGAAUUUGAAGGUUGAGCCACAAUUCCCACGCCUUCCUAACCUGGAAAUGAAACAAAAAAAAUCGAAAUUUCAUUUUUGAAGCACAAAAAAGUAUGUUGGUAAAUGAACGGACGAUCUCCGAUUAUUAUUAUUAUUUUUAAUUAUUAUUUAACGAAACAAAGAAAGAAAAGAAAAAUGUAAAACGAAUUCAUUUACUGCUCUGAUUGAUUAGCGCCGUUUCAGCUGUGAUUUCACACCAUCCGUUUACUUGCGUCCCCCCACUUGUUUCCGGUUCCCCACAUUUCCUCAGUGCAUACAUUGCAAUUGAAAUGUUUUCAAUUUUAAAAAUACGUAAACUCGAAUGAAAUGAUGUCUCACUUGAUGAAAGAAACCCCCCCCAUCCCUGCCUAAUCCCAUUGAAACGUGGUUUAAUCUCGAUGGUCAUUUGACGAUAUCUUCUGACUCGUUUGAAAUUUACACGACGUGGUUCAUUUGUGUUUCUACCCAUCGUGCGUUACCAACAAGAUGCGUCUAGUCAAUUGUCGCGAUGAAAUUGUUUUUUUCUUUCUUCUCGUAUCAUAAGCCCUCGUCCUCAGUUGCCACGAUUUCUAACCCAAUCUAAAAAAAAAAUAAUGAUAAUAAUAAUAAGAACUAAACUGCUAAAUAAUUGGCUCCCCGUUAAUUCUCUGUUUCGCGCUUUAAUUUUUUUUUUUUACUAUUUAAUUUUAGAAAUUUAAAAACAAAAAAGAAUGGGGUUAAAUUCAUUGCUAUAAUCUUCCUCCUAUAACCCAUUUGAAUGUUAGUACAUCAAUUCGUGUAUUUUAUGUUUUGUUUGAGAAUUUUGUUUGGUGAAGAAAAAAAGAAAAUUCUUUUCUGA